AUGGCCUACCGCUGCCGCACGUGCGGGCUCUCGGACUCGAGCUGCAUGUGCCUGGCGUGCUUCGACCCGGACGAGCACGAGGGCCACGACUUCCGCGUGUACCGCUGCUCGUCGGGCGGCUGCUGCGACUGCGGCGACCCGCUGGCCUGGAAGCCCGAGGGCUUCUGCAAGAAGCACAGCCAGCAGCAGCGGAAUAGCGACAAGAACGGGGAGGACGAGCCGACCAGGAUGAAGAUGCACCCGGAGGAGGACGCGGCAGUGCAGAUGCUCGUGCGCAGGACCAUGGAGUUCUGCGUCGACGUGCUGCGAGAGGUGCACGCGGCGUGUCUGAGGCCGCACGGAGUAGACCCCGCAGACCCGUUCUAUCAGAGGAGAGCGCUGCCCCGGACGGGCAUUCUACGCUCGGCGCUGCCCUCCAUCGUCAAGCUGCAUGUGGACAGGCUGCAGCAGACGCUCGCGUGGCUGCAGAUGCUCUCCAUGAGUUGUCUGUACUACCGCAGCCUGAUCUCCGACAUGUUCUUCGAGGAGCUGCCGCCCGAGUUUCAGCUGGAUGCGCCGGCCGUGCCGAACGAGGCGGCGGACGAAGGCUGCAUCAACUACGGGCCGUUGCUCAUGCUGGAUGUGUUCCUCAAGGCCAGCGUGUUGCUGCCCGUUGAGACGUGCGAUGUGCUCGGCGUCCUGUAUCUCAAGCUGCUGUUCGACCAGUCGUUCAAGCAAAAGUACACGUGCCACUUCGUCGAGUGGUACCCGUACUUCAUCGAGCUCUACCUGGCCGCCAGCGACGAGAACAACGAGGACGGGAUGCGGAACCUGUCGCGGUUUAUUGACCGGUUGUUCUGCCAGCUUUUCCACAGCAACGCGCAGCUGCGGGAGCUCGAGACGGUGUUCGCGUCGAUGCGGCCAACCUUCAACUCGAGUGAGGCGUCUGGACAGCGUCGGCGGCGGAGGAGGAGGAGACCUCACCAUGCUCUAGGAAUGCCUGCAGCGGCUGCAGACUCGACGCCUUCGUCCUGUGUCGAGUGGCUUAUGGUGUUCCUGUUGGAGAAGCUCAACGACCUGUUCCGAAGCACUCUUCGGUUAAUGACUAUCCUGCCACAGCCGCUCAUCGAUGGAACUCACACGGGAACUAGCGGUGGGAGCACAACUAGUACGUCUACAGUGGGUAUAGGGACGGUGCCAGAGGCUCCUCCUGUAUUGCGAACCGUUCAAGCGGUGGAUUGUGGGCGAAAUGUGUUCAAGAAGCGGAUUUAUGCCCGAUUGUGCUCAGAUCUGCGAACACUUCUCGUGCAUCCACAGAUCGCAGCGGAGGUGUUAUUGCGCUCUUUUCGGUGUAUCGGUGGUGAUGAUUGCGCUCUGCAUGGAGCGUCGGUGUACGCGCAGCUCAUGAAGACGUUUGAGCUGCUUCAGCAAAUGGAUUUACAGACUCGGCAUGUCCACCGCCAUAUCGAAUACGAGUCUCAGAACUGGACAUUCGCGUUCGUGGCCGACUACGAGCUGAAAUUGCUGCUCGGUGCUUUUCUCACGGGCAUUCCUGCGUGUUUCUCCACUGAAGUGUGGCAGAGCAUCACAACGGAGGAGAAUAGCUGGAACCAAGGAGCAACCGGAGUGAUCACGGGUGGUACGCCGCUCAACCCGCUAGAACCUGACACAUUCCGAUCCCUUGCGCUGGCGCGAGCAAUUUUGCAACCUGUACGGGCGGCUUUAGCGCAGUGGGAAAACCGCAAUGGGCGUCCCGAAUUCGGAUCCACGGCUUCCGAGCUGUCGGCAGCAAUAGCUGGGCCUGGCGAGGCAACAACGAAAAUGCAGGCAACCACAGUUGCCCAGCUUAUGAAGUAUUACGAGCAGGGCACAGUCGCAUUGGGAGGCGCCAGUGCCAAAAGCUUCCACUUCCCGCUGCAUCACAUGUACGCAGCGCUGGUCCAUGCUCUGUGUGGUGUAGUGCGUCCUCAAACAUUGGAGGACUGGCGUGAGCUGUUGGGAAUGGGUGCUACCGACGCGGACAAGCGCAAGGACUUGGCGUUCUGGUACAGCACAUUGGACCACCCGCUGCGCGUGCUUCUCUUCUCGAGGGAGAUUAAAGCUGGUCUCUGGGUGCGGAAUGGCGGAGUAAUGCUGCAGCAGUUGAUCCACUACCACUCGAAGCACUGGCGGUAUUUCGGUCUACACUCGGACUUGUUCCUCUGCCAGCUGGGAGCUAGCCUCCUCCCGCACGGCAGCUUCACGCGGCUCUUCUUCCAUCAGUUGCCGUUUGGUAUCGGUGACUCGGCCGUGCUUGGAUUGAGCUCUCCAGCAACUGCGAAGAUCGAUAGCAUUAAUGCCGCUACUAGUGCUGACCGCAGUCGAGAACUGCGUCAAGAGCUGGACGUAGUGGAGGAGGCGUUGCGUCUCUUUCUGCAGCUUGUGCUGGCACCCGUCAAGGUGGCGUCUGCUAGCUCGCCUGCGACAGCAGCUGUGUGGCUUCUAGAGCGUGAGAUCAUGCAUUGGCUGACGCUUGGACCGUUCACGCGGAGUGAGGUGAUUAUGCGGACAGAUAUGAAGUUGGUGGAGCAGAUUAAGCAGCUGCCAGCUCACGAGUGGGCCGAGUUGGAAGAAGAGGAGAUCCUGACUCACGUGCUGGAAAACGUUGGAGUGUACGAUGAUCCUGCCGGCAGCAGCAACGGCACGCGGACUUCUAGAAGUGGCAGCUUCCUAGGCUACGGGCUCAAGAUGAGCGGAUCAUGGAAGCUCAAGCCCGAGCUAUGGACGCAAGUCUCGCCCCUGUUCGAGUGUUUUACACCAUCAGAGGCUCAGCAGUGCGAACAAAACAUUCGCAAGAACCUUCCCAAGCCAAGUGACGACGAUGGGAGCCCCACAGCGUCGAUCAUCUUGCCGAUGUUGCCACGGGCGCGACACGAAGGUAUCAGCGGAGUGGAUAUGCACGGAGUGCUUGUCGAGACGAUGUUGAACUCCUCGUACAUGGCCAGCGUCCUGCUCGUCAUUUUUGAAAACUAUAAGCGCAAAGCGAUUACGCAGGAGACGCAUCAAGGAGAGAAAGAAGACCAGGACAGUGCAAGCUCGGUCACCAACGAGAAUCUUCUGCUUGCGGCCUUACACUGCUUGUAUAUAGCAUGCUUCGAUGAAGACAGCAGCCUAUUCAUCAAGCUCUGCACGGAGGUGACGUUGAAAGAUCAAGCGAACCGCGACGAUGAGUGCCGCGCCGAGUCCGAUGAAAAGCAAGCUGCUGCGACCAGCCUGUUGUCGCUGUUGCUGUUCCUCUCUGAGGUGAAAAGCGGGCUGGAAGAUGCUCAGCCUGUGGUAAAUCUGAUUCUUCAAGCUGUACGGGAGAAAUCUCCGUCUUGCGCGGAAUACUUGGACGCGAUGAAGCGCAAACAACAGGCUGCACAGUCUAGU
Molecule: messenger RNA, 3390 nt
Organism: Phytophthora sojae
Lineage: Eukaryota; Oomycota; Peronosporomycetes; Peronosporales; Peronosporaceae
Exons: 3
Biological process (GO): protein ubiquitination; ubiquitin-dependent protein catabolic process via the N-end rule pathway
Cellular component (GO): cytoplasm; ubiquitin ligase complex
Molecular function (GO): zinc ion binding; ubiquitin protein ligase activity
Source: RefSeq, a predicted model, not a curated record